AUGAAGUUCGCAAUACUAACUCUGUUGCUGGUCUCAGCUUAUGCCCAGGCCAGAUCGUUUGAGCCUAAAGGAGCCUUAGGGCUCUCUGCAUAUGGAUACUUACAGAAAAGUGUGAUAUAUGCGGAGGAAAGACGCAAAGCCGAAGAAGCGUAUUUGAACAACCAAAGGAUCAUUGGAGGAAGUGCCGCUGUUUUGGGACAAUUCCCCUAUCAGGCUGGAAUUCACCUCGAAAUAGCUGGGAUUACUGGUGUAGGCGUAUGUGGAGGGACCUUGGUUAGUGAAACGCGAAUUAUCACAGCUGCCCACUGCUGGUUCGACGGUUUUAGUCAAGUUAUUACAAUGUCUGCCCGACUAGGCACCGUAUUGUUAUUCGGCAACGAUGGCAUCACUACACCUAAAACCAACCAAGUCAUAAUGCACCCGGAUUGGUUCCCAGCUAUGAUACGCAACGACGUCGCCGUUAUGUACCUUCCAAAUGCUGUCACACUGUCAAACACCCUCUAUCCUAUUCGUCUACCAUCUGGGUCAGAACUUGAGGAAGACUUCACUGGAGAGCUUACAAUUAUUUCAGGCUACGGUCUUACAAAUGUCUCUUCAGGAGUGUCAGAAACCCUGCGAUAUGUGAGCGUUAGCGUAAUGUCCAAUGAAGAAUGCAUAGAGUUCUACAAUCCAGCAUUAUUACUACCAACCAAUAUUUGCACCAGUGGCGCCGGGGUCGUUGGCGCCUGCUCAAGUGACUCCGGUGGACCACUCGCCUUUACCAGGAAUAACAGGACAAUCUUGAUCGGUGUCGUUUCUUUCGGAUCAACUGAUGGAUGUAUGGUAUCCCAUCCAACAGCGUAUGGCAGAUUUCUGGUAACUGUACGAGAGGCCAAAAUGAAAUUGACAGUUUUGACUCUUUUGGUGGUUGCUGCUUGCACCCAAGCCAGUUCUAUUGAGGCCAAAGAUGUCCUCACUUCCGCAUACGGAUAUUUGGAAAGGAGUCUGGUAUACACAGAGGAAAAACGCAAAGUAGAGGAAGAAUAUCUGGCCAACCAAAGGAUCAUUGGUGGUGUCCCCGCUGCUUUAGGACAGUACCCAUGGCAGGCUGGCUUGCUACUUGACAUCGUUGGCCUGGAUGGUAUGGGCGUGUGUGGCGCGUCUUUGAUCAGCGCUUCACGACUCGUCACCGCUGCACACUGCUGGUGGGAUGGUCUACACCAAGUCUGGAGAGUGACUGUGCGACUGGGCACUGUGAUGCUCUUUGGCAAUGAUGGUGUCACUCUACAAACCAGUGUGGUUGUGCCGAGCCCAAAUUGGUUUCCGGCUCUAGCGCGCAACGAUAUUGCAGUUAUCUACCUUACAAAUUCUGUUCCAAUAUCAAACAACAUCGCCCCUAUCAGCUUACCGACCGGGUCGGAAAUCGAGGAUAGCUUCGCCGGAAGGCUCGCUAUUGCUUCAGGCUUCGGCCUUACGAGUGCCGGUGGAGGCAUCGGACAAGACCAGAACCUUCAACAUGUACGUCUGAGUGUAAUGGAGAACUCAGUGUGCCAGGCGUUGUUCAUACCGACACUGGUACAGCCAACCAAUAUUUGUACCAGUGGCGUCGGCAGCGUCGGUGCGUGCGGAGGCGAUUCCGGUGGACCACUCUCAAUUACCUUAAAUGGCAGGAAUGUCUUGAUCGGUGUCGUGUCUUUUGGACCUCCGCCUCCUCUGACCUGCGAGUCAUCGUUCCCAACAGUAUACGCCAGAGUGACUUCCUUCGUAGAUUUCCUAAAUCAACAUCUGGACUGAACUCAUAUGUGUCUUAUGUGUUAUGAUGUACCUAUAUUUAAACAAUUAAGAAACAAAAAUGAAGACGCAU
Molecule: messenger RNA, 1843 nt
Organism: Hyposmocoma kahamanoa
Lineage: Eukaryota; Metazoa; Arthropoda; Insecta; Lepidoptera; Cosmopterigidae
Product: transmembrane protease serine 9-like
Exons: 10
Coding region: 1-1773 (590 amino acids)
Biological process (GO): proteolysis
Molecular function (GO): serine-type endopeptidase activity
Source: RefSeq, a predicted model, not a curated record